Molecule: messenger RNA, 3495 nt
Organism: Hydractinia symbiolongicarpus
Lineage: Eukaryota; Metazoa; Cnidaria; Hydrozoa; Anthoathecata; Hydractiniidae
Exons: 1
Coding region: 1-3495 (1164 amino acids)
Biological process (GO): proteolysis; DNA integration
Molecular function (GO): zinc ion binding; aspartic-type endopeptidase activity; nucleic acid binding
Source: RefSeq, a predicted model, not a curated record
AUGGCUACAGCUGCAAUACCAGUACAGUUGCCAGCAUUAAGACAGUUUGACCCAAAAGGGGAGCCAUCGACCUUAGCACAGCGUUGGGAAAAGUGGAGAAAGAGUUUUAGUUACUUUAUUGAGGCGUCUGGGAUCGUAAAUGAUGGUCAAAAAAGAGCCACACUUCUGCACAUGGCAGGAGAGGAAGUACAGCAAAUCUUUGACACUUUACCCGAUUCAGAUGAAGCCACAACAUUUCAACAAGCAUUGACAAAGUUAAACGAUCAAUUCAAUGUCAAGAAGAAUGUACCAUAUGAAAGAAUUAUUUUCCACGAAGCAAAGCAAGAAAGUGGAGAAUCAGUUGAUGCAUUUGUUACCAGACUAAGAAAGUUAGCACAAUACUGUGAGUACACAAAUCUGGAUGAUGAGAUCAGAGAUCAAGUCAUCGCAAAAUGUCGAUCUUCAAAAUUUCGCAAAAGGUUACUUCAGGAAACAGACUUGAAUCUAGAGAAACUUUUAAGAAUAGGAAGAGCUCUAGAACAGUCAGCAAGUCAAUCAAAGAAAAUUGAAGAAAACGCAUCAAGUGUAGGUGAAGUAAACACCAUGAUGAAAAGGAAUCAUUUCGGAAACAAACGAAAUUACAACAAAAACAAUGGGAAGAAAGUCUAUAAUAAGAGUGACGAUAGCAGAGACAGCAAAAAGUUCUACAACAAUAACCCCUGUGGUAGAUGUGGUAUGACGUCACACUCUAGCAAAGAUUGUAGAAUAACAAAAGGGAAAACAUGCAAGAAAUGCAGUCUCAUUGGACACUUUGCAAAAUGCUGUAAAACAAAAUUAGACAGACAGAAACACAAAGUUAGAACCACAGAAGACAAUGCAAGUGAAGAAGAGUCAAACUCAAGUGACGAAGAUGAUUGUUAUGUAUUCUGCAUCAAGUCGAAAGAUAAACCAUUGUUUGAGAUAGAGGUUAAAGAAUCACCAAUAACAAUCCUUGUCGACAGUGGAUCAACCUUAAAUAUUUUGGAUUCAAAAACAUUCAAAAAGAUUGUUCCUGCACCGAAACUAGAAAAAUGUUCUACAAAAAUAUAUCCUUAUCAAGGAAAAACACCAUUGAAAGUCAGAGGAACAUUCAAGGCAAACACCAGGACUUCAUAUGGGAAAAUAGCAAAACUGAAGUACUAUGUAGUCGAAGGUGAUGGAGGAGCAUUAUUAGGAUUAAAAAGUGCGAAGAUACUAGAUCUUAUCAGAAUUGGCCCACCAAAUGUUGAAUCUAUUAAUAACAUGGACACAACACCUGUACAAAUGCUACUGUCUAAUGCAGAGAAAAUCAUCACAGAUAAAACAAGUAAUUCAGAGGUCCUACACCCAAAGAUACAAGAAGUUUUAGAUAGACACAAGAAAGUUUUCAGUGGAAUGGGGAAACUCAAGAAUUUCCAGCUUAAACUUCACAUUGACGAGUCAAUCACACCAGUCCAGCAACCAGUGAGAAGAUUGCCAUACCAUACUAGACAGACAGUAUCAGAUGAAAUAGACAGAUUAGUUAAAAAUGACUGCAUAGAAAAAGUAAAUGGACCAACUAGUUGGAUAAACCCAAUAGUAGUGGUACCCAAAGCAAAUGGGAAAAUAAGACUAUGUAUUGACAUGCGAAGAGCAAACGAAGCUAUAAUAAGAGAGAGACAUCAAAUUCCGAAGUUAGAUGAGAUACUACCGGAACUCAAUGACGCAAAAUAUUUUUGCAAGCUUGAUCUAAGAGAAGGUUAUCAUCAAAUAGAGCUUGAUGAGAGUUCUAGACACAUUACCUCCUUUAUAACUCACAAAGGCUGUUAUCAAUCAAAACGACUCAUCUAUGGAGCUAAUUCUGCAUUUGAACAAUUUCAGAAAACAAUUGAGCAAUGUAUUGCAGGAUGUGAUGGAACAAAAUCAAUUUCGGAUGAUAUCCUGUUAUGGGGAAAAAGCAUAGAUGAAACUGCAACAAGACUGGACAAAUUACUGAAAACACUCUACGACAAUGGACUGCGAGUCAACUCAAGCAAAUGCUUAUUCGCAGUAAAUGAGCUCACAUUCUCUGGAUACAGACUGACCGACAAAGGAAUAUUUCCUGAUAAAUCUAAAGUGGAUGCUGUGAAUCAAACCAAACGACCUACAAAUGCCACAGAAGUAAGAAGUUUUCUGGGACUAGUUAAUUACUGUUCCCAGUUCAUUCAUCAUUAUGCUGAUCUUACAGAGCCUCUACGAAAGCUCACAAAGAAAAAUGUAGAAUUUCAAUGGAAUGAAGCUCAAGAAAACUCAUUUGUCAAGUUAAAGGAAGAACUAACUAACUCGCGAGUUAUGGCCUAUUAUCAACCAUAUGCUGAUACAAAAAUAAUUGUAGAUGCAUCACCCAUAGGACUUGGAGCUAUUUUGACACAGAAGCAAAGGAACAACACCUUCAAGCCAAUAGCAUAUGCAUCUAAAGCUUUAAAUGAAACUGAACAAAGAUAUUCUCAAACAGAGCGAGAAAGUCUUGCAGUGUUGUGGGGAAUACAAAAAUUCCAUUACCACCUAUACGAUCGUGACUUCACAGUUAUCACAGACCACAAACCACUGGAGAAAAUCUUAUCAUCAAGAGGGAAUCCCACACCACGUAUACAACGAUGGGUAUUAAAAUUACAACCGUACAAGUUUAAAGUUGUAUAUGAACCAGGAGCAACCAACGCAUCAGAUGUUCUCUCCAGGUCUCCUUUAGAAGCACCUGGAACAAGUGACUACUUUACUAACGAAGCAGAACAUUAUGUCAACACGAUAAUCAACGAUGCUACGCCAAUUGCAGUCACGAUAAAAGAAAUUGCUGAUGAUUCUGCAACAGACGAGGAAUUGGCAAAGCUCAGAGUAAACAUUAAACUGAAGAAAUGGAAUAAAUAUCCUGAAAUGAAACAAUACUAUCUCUGCCGAAAUGAACUAGUAGUAAAAGACAACUUAGUGCUAAAGGGCAACCGUUUAGUCAUCCCGAAGACUCUCAGAAAGAGAAUCUUAGAUAGCGCACAUGAGCAUCACCUUGGUAUAGUCAAAACCAAAGGACUUCUACGAGGAAAAGUAUGGUGGCCUGGGAUAGAUAAAGAGAUUGAAGAAAUGAUCCGAACUUGUAUGUCAUGUCAAGCAACAAGUUCAGCAGUAGUUAGACCAACACAUACCCAAUCGACUGAAAUUCCACCUACAAGUUGGCAUACCUUAGCACUUGAUAUACAAGGUCCAUAUCCAACAAUGGACUACUUAAUCGUGCUGAUAGACUACAGAUCCAGAUAUCCUGUCGUUAUACAAACUAAAAAGAUUGACACUGACCAUGUAAUCAAAGGUCUAGAUAAAACAUUCAAGUUAUUUGGAUAUCCAACGAAGUUAAUUGCCGACAAUGGGAAACAAAUGAUCUCCCAAGAAUUUAAAGGGGAAGUCCGGUCAUUUUUCAAAAUUUGUGUGUUGAAUAAACACCAUCGUGUUAUUAAUUUCUGCAAAAUCUUUUUUAAAAAUUCGUAUUACAAAUGA